AUGGCCUCGCCCGAGGGCGGUAACCGCGCAGAAUUCAUAAAUACAAGCUCAUCCAAGAAGGGAGCCAAAGCUGGCGAAGAGGGUGAAGGAGGCAAGGCGUGGAUAUAUUGGCGGAGGCCUGAAGAGUGGGCUGCGGCAUUGGAGGAGUGGGUGGAGAGGACGGGGCAGAAGGGUACAGUGCUUACAUUGUAUGAGAUUAUUGAAGGGGAUGCGAGUCGGAGGGAGGAGUUUUAUGGAAUGGAUAUGGAAUUGCUGCAGAAGAGUUUGGGGAUUUGUGUCAAGAGAGGGAAGGCGCAGGUGUUUGGGUCUGGGGGCGAGGGCGAGGGUGUAAAGUUCUUCUAA
Molecule: messenger RNA, 342 nt
Organism: Alternaria atra
Lineage: Eukaryota; Fungi; Ascomycota; Dothideomycetes; Pleosporales; Pleosporaceae
Exons: 1
Coding region: 1-342 (113 amino acids)
Biological process (GO): protein transport to vacuole involved in ubiquitin-dependent protein catabolic process via the multivesicular body sorting pathway
Cellular component (GO): ESCRT II complex
Molecular function (GO): protein homodimerization activity; structural molecule activity
Source: RefSeq, a predicted model, not a curated record